UGAAAGGGUUAAUAGGGCUGGGUAAGGCGAUCCCGUGAAAUGAGUAAGGCUCGGAGUUGUUCAAGUUUCAAAGCAGUAGCAGCGUGGCUCUGGGGGAAAAGGAAGCACGUUGGACGGAGCCUGACGGAUCUUGCUGAGCUGAAUUCAGCUGGGGUUACAAGCUCAAGGCAGGAAUUUGGGGGCUCUCAAGAGACUGGCUCUGCCCUCUUGGCUCAGCUGACUCUACAAUGUGGACUCUGCCCCUCCGGGUCAGGACUGGAGUUUUAAAAUAAGAUGGAUGAUUUGACGUUACUUGAUCUUCUGGAGUGCCCCGUGUGCUUGGAGAAGCUCGAUGUCACAGCCAAAGUCCUCCCUUGCCAGCACACCUUCUGCAAACCAUGUCUGCAGAGGAUUUCCAAGGCCCACAAGGAGCUGAGGUGCCCCGAAUGCAGGACCCUGGUGUUUUGCAGCAUCGAGGCGCUGCCGGCCAACCUGCUGCUCGUGCGCCUUCUGGACGGCGUGCGCUCGGGGCAGAGCUCCGGGAGAGGGGGCUCCUUCCGCAGGCCCGGCGUGCUGGCCUUGCAGGACGGCAGGAAAAGCAGGACUCACCCCAGAGGUCUGCAGUCCAGCCCUUUCCGGCUCGUGCCUAACAUCAGGAUCCACAUGGAUGGGGUGCCUCGAGCAAAGGCCUUAUGCAACUACCGAGGGCAGAAUCCUGGCGACCUGAGGUUUAACAAGGGAGAUGUCAUCCUCCUCCGGAGACAGCUGGACGAGAACUGGUACCAGGGGGAGAUCAAUGGAAUCAGUGGAUUCUUCCCAGCCAGCUCUGUGGAAAUCAUCAAGCAGCUGCCCCAGCCACCCCCACUUUGCCGGGCCCUCUACAACUUCGACCUGCGAAGUAAGGACAAGACUGACAACCAGGACUGCCUGACCUUCCUCAAGGAUGAUAUCAUCACUGUGAUCAGCCGAGUGGAUGAGAACUGGGCAGAAGGAAAGUUAGGAGACAAAAUAGGCAUCUUCCCAAUCUUGUUUGUGGAGCCAAACCUCACCGCAAGACACCUGCUAGAGAAGAACAAAGGCCGUCAGCCAACCCGCACAAAAAGCCUGUCCCUGGUGUCCUCAUCCCCCAGAGGCAAAGCCGCCAACACACCCACCCUCCGAAGGGGCCCUGGGUCCAGGAGGAAGGGCCCUGGGCAGUUCUCCAUCACGACAGCCUUGAAUACUCUCAAUAGGAUGGUCCAUUCUCCCUCGGGGCGCCAUAUGGUGGAGAUCAGCACCCCGGUGCUUAUCAGCUCUAGCAACCCCUCUGUGAUCGGCCAGCACGCGGAGAAAGCAGAUGUUCUUCCCAGCUCUGUGGGACAGGUCAGCAUGUAUCACGCCACACCUGCCUCCCCAGGACAUUCCACGGCCAUCGUCAGUCUGCCCGGCUCCCACUCAGCUAACAUGUUUGUGGCCCUGCACUCCUACUCAGCCCACGGACCCGAUGAGCUGGACCUGCAGAAGGGGGAAGGCAUCAGGGUCCUGGGGAAGUACCAGGACGGCUGGCUCAAGGGCAUCUCCUUGGUCACCGGGAGAGUUGGCAUCUUCCCCAACAACUACGUCAUCCCCAUUUUCAGAAAGACAUCUAGUUUUCUAGAUUCCCGGAGCCCUGGUCUCUACGCCACAUGGACGUUAUCGACCGCUUCUGUGUCCUCCCAAGGCAGCAUUUCAGAAGGUGAUCCCCGACAAAGCCGCCCCUUCAAGUCUGUCUUUGUACCCACGGCCAUCGUCAACCCCGUGAGGAGCACAGCCAGCCUGGGGACCUCAGGACAGAACUCUCUUCGGAAAGGACGGGGCAGCAUGAGAAAGAAUGGAUCGCUGCAGAGACCCGUGCAGUCGGGCAUCCCCACCCUGGUGGUGGGCUCCCUCAGACGCAGCCCCACCAUGGUCGUUCGGCCUCAGCAGUUCCAGUUCCACCAGCCACAGGUGGCCCCCAACUCACCCCUGACGGUGGUGGCGGAGAUGGGCCCCAAGCCGACGCCCACGGGGGAGCCUGCCCUCACGUGCCUCAGCAGGGGCAGCGACACCAGGAUCCACUCGGCUGCCAGCUCCAUCAUCAUGGAAGGCAAGGAAAUCCCCAUCAAGAGUGAGCCUCCACCCAAGCCGCCUGCAUCUGCCCCCCCAUCGAUCCUGGUGAAACCAGAAAACUCCAGAAAUGGCAGCGAAAAGCAAGUCAAGACCGUGAGAUUUCAGAAUUAUAGCCCUCCUCCCACCAAACACACCACCUCUGGAAAGCCUGAACAGCCAGCCACCCCUAAGGGAUCCCACCCUGAAGCUGCCCCCUUGGGCCCAGAGAUGACCACCCUCUUCGCCCACCGAAGCGGCUGCCAUUCCGGACAGCAGACCGACCCCCGGAGGAAGCCAACUUUCGGCAAGACCGUGACCCCAAUGUCCACUGCCUCAGCCACACAGAGCGUGUUUCCCAGCAAAUGAAUCAACAGGUGGCUUUUCCUAGACCCCAAAGAGGCCCGGCCUUGGUAAUCUUCCCCGGAGGACCAGCAACAGCUGGGAUACUGACACGAACAAACGAUCUGAUUGGACGGAAACUGCUCAAUGGAGAGUCUGUGGACCGUGUGAUAUUGCUCGGACAUCGGGGAUGGUACAGGAAUACCAAUAGGCUGGCCUCCAAGACAGAAGGGUAAUAGGAGACAGAACACGGCUGUCUUCACCCACAGUAUCAAGGGGUGGGGGGCCGCGUCCCGUGCUGUGUCAGGUUGCACCAGACGCCCCUCCCUCCUGUUCCUUCGUUCUCUCGUCAAAGCCAAACACGGUCUUGACGAUUUCUCACACCUCCGCACCUGACAAGUGAAACCCUGGCCAUCAGAUGCCUCUCACUCUGACUGCCUGUCUCUCCAGCUCAGAUUCAAAGCAGUGCAGGGCAGAACGUAUGUUCUUCUCUUGGGUGUUCAGGCCAGAGAGGCCAACGCUUCUUCACAGUGUCCCUGUCCUUCACCCUCCCCAACGCCGACCGAGCAUCCUGCAUCCCUCUGCCCCCUCCCCAUUCCUCCCCACGCCCAUUCCUGUCUGUCUUCCCCCGACACCUACCGCUCCAGAGGGUUUCUGCUGGGAUCUCCUGACCAAGGACACGAGGACUUGGCACCUAAAGAAUCUCAGACAAGAAAAAUGUAUGUGUUAUAAGAGAGGUGCCACCGACAGAAAUGCUUAAAGAGGUGAUUUCAAGUCUGAAGAUAUAAAAAUGAAUUUUUAAAGCACAAGUCAUUAGAAGAUAGUCUACCCCUGGUUUUGGGGGUUUUUUUUUAAUUGUUAUUUUAAAUGAUCUGUGCUAACACAAAUACAUGCAACCCACAAUUACCCCGAGACCCCUUGAGCCAUACAUUUUCAUCCUCCCCCUGAACUUAACACAUCGAUAAGAAUUUCCAUUUUUAAAGCACAUGCCGCCUGAUUACCAAAGAUGAUGGUGAGAGGGCAGCAGCAUUGGGUAACGUCGGUUGUUUGCAAGGUCAGGGUCAUAAUUUGGCCCUGAAGCGUGCUCUGCCUCCCAUCCAGCCUGCCUGUAGGCAGCAGCACACAUCAGCCAGGCUGUGGGCAGAGCAAGCCCUGUAUUUUGUGGUUACAGAAAUGCCUCCUUCUGUGUGAAGCUGGCACCCAUCUCUUCAUGGGAUGAGUAACUCCCCGUUCUUAACCACACCCUUCUCUUGGUUUACCUUAAGGGCAACAAGAAGCCCCAAAGUAUUGGCUUUAUCUGCCAAGUGGUGAACAAGAAAUCGGGCGGUAUGAUGAGACCACAGACAGGAUGAUCCAGGGAUGACACCUUCUCACACGUGGUCAGUGAUGGUGCUGCCGGUUGUCAGUCAUCCCCUUUCUCUGAACUACCAGGGUGAAAAUGUUGGUUCCGCUUCCUCUGGGGUGGGUUCAGGUCUGCUUGGCUCCUCGUUGGCCUCAGUCGCGAUGAGUGCAGACACGCUGCCUUCGGAUUCUGGAAUCUACUCACCCCCACAAGGCCUGGCAGCCCACCUAUAAACAGGUUUCCAUGACUUCAGUUUCCAGGGUAAAGUCAUAGAAUGUCAGAGUUGGAAGGAAGCUCUUAUUGGUGAUGUAUGGAAAGGUUAGGCAAAGGCAGGCUCCCACACAGAGCAAGUUCUAUGAACUGGGGCAGACAACACAACUUCUAAUCCCAGAAACCAUCAGACCACUCGGGCUGAUGUCAGCCUGGUCUCCCGGGUGGUCUCGCUCGGUCUCUCUUCCUACACUGGCUUCCCCUGCCCAGAGGCAGGGAGCAGGAAACCACCGCGCUCCACUGUCACACUGGCUGGUUUUUAAGUCUCGGGGAACUUCCCAGGGUUCAUGGUGGAAAGAUCUAUGGAGAGGUAGCUCUUCCCUUGAAACCGCCUAACCAAUUGACCAAACGUUUUCCUAAAAACACGAAAUGAAGAACCUAAUUUCUUCGCAGCCAAACCCAGAAGCUUAAGAAAAACUCCCCCAUAUCCUGAAGUUUUCAUCUCUGGACUGUCCCCUCCAGGAUAUGGAGUCCAAAUCGUCACAAGUCAAAAGGCAGUGGGGCUUGGGGGUGACAGGCAAGGGGGAGUGAUGGUGAUUAGAACGAGGUCAGCCCAGUUUGCUCCAGAACAGAGUGCUAACCGUGAAGUCCGAUUGUCACCUUCUUGAAUUGUUGCUUCUUGUUCCUGCAUGCUGGGUCACGGGGAGAGGGUGUUGUUUAGGGGGAAAAAAAGAAAGGAAAAAUAGAAGGGGAUAAAAAGUCCAUCCGUGGAAAUAUAAGCAGAAAAGCUAUUGACUCUGUGCCUCUGCUAGUUUCAUUUUUUUUUAAGUACAGCGUUUUUAAUAGACCAAAAGAGAAUCUUUGGGAGGAAAUGUGUGUGCGAAUAUGUUUAUACAAAGAGUAUAUAAUAUGUUUAGUGAUUGUGGACUAUUGUAUAAAUAAGCCUUAGAUAUAUAAAAUACAUAAACAUAUAAAAUAUCAUUUUAUAGGGUAGCGGACAUUUAAGGACUUCCAAGCCUUUCGUAUCUUUGUUCUGAAUAGAGCCCAGGCGGGCAGCCUAUUCCCUUCAUAUAUGCCGCUGUGAGGCUGAGAGGUUCGGUGGGGUUUUCUGGUUUUGUAAUUUGUUACAUGUACGGAUUCCUUUGCAAUGUCUGCUGCGUGUACAUUGCUGUUGUUUACCCACAUGGAGUCAUCAGAGAUUUGUUCCACACUUUGCAUCUUGGAAAACCAAACAGGACUUUCUAGCAAGAAGAAAAACACACGGAACAUGCCCUCACUGUUGGAUAACUCCGAGCUGGACCCCUGACAGCUGGAAGUCUGCGGGCCUGGGGACUUGAAUAUCAGCGUGGUCUCUCACUGCAACAUUUGGUGUCGGACAUCUCUUCUCCUGGGAGGGAGUCACAUGCUCUGGUUGAGUCCUUUUUUUUCUUGGACUUAACAUGUUCUAGAGGGUCCCCGGAAGUCGUGGCCCUAAAACAUCUUGCUCUAGCAUCAGAUUGCAAAGAACUCUCCGUGUGUUAAUUCUCUGUUUUAUGUU
Messenger RNA from Molossus molossus (Pallas's mastiff bat), 5513 nucleotides. RefSeq names its product SH3 domain containing ring finger 2 (gene SH3RF2). Gene Ontology annotation, molecular function: ubiquitin protein ligase activity; protein phosphatase 1 binding. Lineage: Eukaryota; Metazoa; Chordata; Mammalia; Chiroptera; Molossidae. Gene Ontology annotation, biological process: positive regulation of proteasomal ubiquitin-dependent protein catabolic process; protein ubiquitination; positive regulation of JNK cascade. Bases 274 to 2451 code for a protein of 725 amino acids. The record is from RefSeq and is a predicted model, not a curated record. Gene Ontology annotation, cellular component: nucleoplasm. The transcript has 11 exons.